UCCUUGCUGCAGGGAGGAGCAUUGAGCAUCCGUCUCACUGUAUUCAAGAAAACGGAUAUAUACAGUACUUUUUUUAAAUUAAUUUUUUUACUUUUCAUUGCUUAUGUUCAAAACCUUUUAUAUCAACUAUUAUAUGCACAAGGGGUUUCAACGCGGAACCUUCUAGCUAUCAUCUGUCUCAAGAAGGGCGCGGGUUUUUCAGUUGUAUAGGGAAGUCGUCUCAUUUUAUUUCCUGCGCCAAAAAAAUGCAAUGACAUGGUCAGUACAAUAAAACCUCGAUGAGAGGAGCGUGAGCCGGUGGGAAGUGUGCUGCAUAACUGCCUGAGAUAAUGCUGUUGACACGCGCAGCCUGGAGCUGCUGCUGAGGGAGGAACAGACAGUCCUGUACAGUCAGGGAGCUACUCGCAGAGAGGGACCAUGUCCCACCACCACCACCACAGGAACCCCAGCCAGGGCAGCCACCGCACAAUGAGCGCCGAGGAGAGGAGCUCCACUCCCAUCCGCCACCACAAGACACCUACACACAAGAGCGCCUCGUCAUCCUCCUCAUCCCAGCGUGACGGCCGGCAGGAGGCAGACAGCUGGGAAAUCAUUGAGGGGCUGAAAAUCGGUCAGAGCAACGUCCAGAGGCCAGAUAAACACGAGGGCUUCAUGCUGAAGAAGCGAAAAUGGCCACUGAAAGGCUGGCACAAGCGUUUUUUUGUCCUGGACAAUGGGAUGCUGAAGUACUCCAAGUCACCAAUUGAUAUUCAGAAAGGCAAGCUGCAUGGCUGCAUUGAUGUGGGUCUCUCUGUCAUGUCCAUCAAGAAGAGAGCCCGCCGCAUUGAGUUGGACACAGAGGAGCAUCUCUACCACCUCAAGAUUAAGUCCCCAGACAUCUUUGACUCCUGGGUGGUCAAGCUGCGCCACCACCGUCUCUACCGGCAGAAUGAGAUCGUCCGCUCCCCCCGAGACGCCACCAUGAGGACGUUUCCUCCCCCUGCCAGCACCGAGUCCCCCAUCCCUCACCCCCACCCAGCCCCCUCCCCCGCUGCAGGACAACAUGAAGUAAAGUCCCCCGCAGCCCCCAGUAGCAGCACCAGUCUUCCACCAUGGCAGUCCCCCGCAGCCCCCAGUACCAGGAGCAGCUUGCCUGCCUCCUACAGUAACGGGCAGAGCAAGGUGGCCGCAUGGCUCCAGGAGUCAGAGGAGAUGGACAAGUGUACAGAGGAGCUCGCCCGCUGCCAGUCCAGCCUGAUUGAGCUGAGCAAGUUACUGCAGAGCCUGGAGGGCCUACAGAGGACCCAGUCAGCGCCCAAUUUCACUGACAUGCAGGUCCCCUCUCUCCCUGUGAGUGCCAGUAUGUCGCCCACGCGCCUCCACUCCUCCAACCCCAACCUGUGCGCUGAGCAGGUGGACUUCCAGACCCCUGUCUCUCGCCAGAUUCCUGACAACAUGGAGUGUGGCGGUGACUACAUCAAACUACAGGAGGACUUCUGCCUCAUCGCUCAGAAAGUCCACUCCAUGUUGAAGUCUGCGUUCAACACAGUGGCCAUGGAGAAGGAGAAGAUCAAAUCUGUUCUCUCAGACCAGGAGCAGUCAGAGCGGCCUGCCCAGGUCAUCACCCUCAGGAAGUCUCUGUCACAGGCCCUGUCCCAAAACGCUGAGCUUAAAACCCGACUGGGCCGCAUCCACUCUGAGUCGGUCCUGUCUGAACAAACAAUCAGUGUGAACCUUAUCACCAGUCCUGAUGAGGGGGGUGAGCAGAGGGGAAUCCCUCUGACUCAACAGACGUCCAAUGAGAGCAGGCUGUCGAUGUCAGAGUCUGUGUCGGAGUUCUUCGACGCCCAGGAAGUGCUGCUGUCGGCCAGCUCGUCAGAGAACGAGGCCUCAGACGAUGAAUCAUACGUCAGCGAUGUGAGUGAUAACAUUUCAGAAGACAAUGCCAGCGUGACUGAUAACGUCUCCAGACAAAUGCCGAACGGAGACCUGGCUGGAAGUGCCUUUCGUAACGGGCGUCGCCCGUGUCUCCCCGCCCCCUCGCCAGACUGCAGCAACAUCAACCUGUGGAACAUCCUGAGGAACAACAUAGGGAAGGACCUGUCCAAGGUGUCCAUGCCCGUGGAGCUCAACGAGCCCCUCAACACCCUGCAGCACAUGUGUGAAGAGCUGGAGUACACUGAGCUACUAGACAGGGCUGCCGAUACGGAGGACCCUUAUGAACGCAUGGCCAUUAUGGCAGCGUUCGUCAUCUCAGGAUACUCCUCCACGUACUACAGAGCGGGAAGCAAGCCAUUCAACCCUUUACUGGGAGAGACGUAUGAAUGUAUCCGUGAGGACAAGGGCAUGUGUUUUAUCGCUGAGCAGGUGAGCCACCAUCCACCCAUAUCAGCUUGUCACGCUGAUUCCAACAAGUUCACCUUCUUGCAAGACGUCAGAUGGAAAAACAAAUUCUGGGGGAAAUCAAUGGAAAUCCUCCCAAUUGGCACCGUUAAUGUUAUCCUUCCAAGCUUUGGGGACCACUAUGAAUGGAACAAGGUCACCACCUGCGUGCACAACAUCCUAAGUGGCAGAAGGUGGAUCGAACACUACGGAGAGAUCACCGUUAGAAACACCAAAAGCAGCGCCUGUAUCUGCAAACUUACCUUCGUCAAGGGAAAUUACUGGAGUUCUAAUGUGAAUGAGGUUCAAGGGUUUGUGAUGGACCAAGAGGGGAAGGUGGUGCGUCGGCUGUUCGGAAAAUGGCACGAGGGCCUUUACUGUGGAGUCCCGCCCUCUGCCAGAUGCAUCUGGAGGCCAGGCUCCAUGCCCACAGACUACGAGCUGUAUUAUGGCUUUACCAGGUUUGCCAUUGAGCUCAAUGAGCUUUGCCCUGAGAUGCAAGACCUGCUACCACCUACAGAUGCUCGCUUCAGACCCGAUCAGAGACACCUGGAGGAGGGGAAUGUGGAAAUGGCAGCCUCAGAAAAACAGCGCAUUGAGGACAUGCAGCGCACCAGGAGGAAGUGGCAAGACGAGAACGACAUUAAGCAUGAACCACGCUUCUUCAAGAAAGUGGUUGAUGCCAAUCAAAGGGAGCGCUGGGUCACUAACAACACCUACUGGGAGCUUCGCAAAUCCCCUGGCUUCAUCAACAUGGAAAACCCUAAUCUAUGGUAGCAUAUGGAUCGCUAUGCACACCAUAUCAUCAUCGCUGACAAAGGCUUUUAUCUAUGCACAAUGAGGUUUUCAAAUGAAUAUCUCAUUGACAAAAUGACAGUGUGGAAGGAUACAAGAGCUGAGAUGAGUUGAUGACUUACCAUCGCCCUAUUCAGCCGGCCAGUCACCCAUUCAAGCAUCCUCUUGGAUCCCCCUCAUUGAGCUUGGUGCGGAGGCUGGGUUGUCAGGGCAACAAUCUUACCAUGUAGAUCUAUCCUAAGUCGUUUUGUGUUUGUCCUUGCCUUAAUGUCAUCUAUCCACAUCACACAUUUUAAAGCUUUUAGUGAAACCCACUUGAGUUCUGAAAGCGGUUUGAUUUAGACUAGUGUUUGUUCUGAAAGCGGUUUGAUUUAGACUAGUGUUUGUUCUGAAAGCGGUUUGAUUUAGACUAGUGUUUGUUCUGAAAGCGGUUUGAUUUAGACUAGUGAUGUGAAUGAAAGCGGUUUGAUUUAGACUAGUGUUUGUUCUGAAAGCGGUUUGAUUUAGACUAGUGAUGUGAAUGAAAGCGGUUUGAUUUAGACUAGUGUUUGUUCUGAAAGCUGUUUGAUUUAGACUAGUGUUUGUUCUGAAAGCGGUUUGAUUUAGACUAGUGUUUGUUCUGAAAGCGGUUUGAUUUAGACUAGUGUUUGUUCUGAAAGCGGUUUGAUUUAGACUAGUGUUUGUUCUGAAAGCGGUUUGAUUUAGACUAGUGUUUGUUCUGAAAGCGGUUUGAUUUAGACUAGUGUUUGGAUUAGGCCUUUGACCAACUACUAAUGUAUGUGUCAUGCAUGUUUAGAGUCCAGCUUUCAUUGGCAUAUCCUAUAUAGACAUAACAUUAUUUGUUUUAAAAACAAAAAUAAAAUAAAGAAGUCUUGACGUUUUUGUAAAAUAUCUUCAACAACAUAGAAUUGAGUGAAAAUGUAACUAAUAUACAAUAUUGGAAGAUUGCUCUUAUUUCUUUUUUUAAUUAGCCAUUUGCAUUAGUUCAGUCUGAAUCAUAGCUGUAUUCUCUAUUGGGUCACACAUUCUUUGUGAACGUUAAAGAGAUUCUCCGGUAGUUUUGUAUAGUUUUUAGCCAGUAGUUCUGAAAGUAGCACUCACGAGCCAAAAAAGUGGAAAAUUGCAUACUACAUCAUGUAUGUGCAGAUUUGUGCACCACAUCAUUGCUCUGUCUCUCUCUCUCUGCUGUGUGGGCAUGAUGUGCCUCUUGUUAGCUGUCACUCAAAUGGUUGAAGCUCAUUGGUUGAACUCAAAUUUCUAGGGGGCUGGACCACAUGGGGGGAAAUGGUGCAACUCAGCUUCCAGAAAAACAGUUACUUUCAAACUAGGGAUUUUGUGUCUAAUUGAUGUAAAACCAUAAUUCUGCUCAUAGAUUAAGCAUGUAUGAACUAUACAUUAGCCCCGUUUAUACCUGCCACUUACAUGCGUCCUUCGUCCUGAUCUUGCCAGUAUACAAUUGUACGAUCUGAUCAAACUCGGUUCACAACGUGUCUUUUUUAUUGAUCUACACCUGUCUAAAAAUGUGGCACAAUCAGAAUGAGGACAAGAACAGGACAAAGGGCGCAUGUUAUUAACAGGUAUAAACGUGGCUAUUGACACAUCUAGCCCAAAGCGAGAGGUUUAAAAAAUAUAUUUUUAAAAACGUAUUAGUCGCCAAAGUUCCGGAACAUGUCUUUAAUUUGUUUUAAUCACUGGUAUUGGUGAAGGACAUUGCUGUAUGCCGAGACGUUUUCUCAGCCACUCCCAAAGACAAAACCCCUUGAGUUGAGAUGUUUAGUUCCAGUUUGGCUAGUUGAGGGAGACUGGCCCAACAGCUGAUACAUAAGCACUGGAAAGUGACUUCCUUUUUCGAGCACACCCCCCUCGUCACUCAUCACAACUGUUUAAGCUACAGACAAUACUUCCUUGUAAUUAACUUUUACAUGUAUAGACAAUUCUGCUUUCUGUUAUUCAGCUCACACGAAAACUAUUUUUGAUAGUUUAAGAAAGAAAAAAAAGGUAUGAAUAUAAUUUGAAUGUUCUUUAAUUUCCUGUAAUACAAUUGAUCUGUGUUGUUGUCUGAGUGUUAUAGUGAGAAUCCUAGCCUGCAGUAGAACUAUAAAGACAUGCCAGCACCCAAGACAUCUGAUAUGGGGAUAUGAAGACAUACCUACUGGCCGUGUGCCCAUCCCUUCUAAAGAAUCUAUUUAAACCGGGGUCACUUGUCUGGAUACAUAGUUACACCGACUCAUCUUUGAUACAGGUCUAUGUAUAAUGUGGUAGCUGGUUGGCUCGUUAGUGUAUUUCCCUUUCACGUUAUUUUUCCAACUAAGCCCCUCAGUGAAAUGACAAGUGUAGUGAAAGUGGAGUAGUAGUCCUGCUGUCCUGUAGCAGUAUAGAGGUCAACGUGUCCUCUACUGGGAACCACGUGACCUCUACUGGGAACCACAUAACCUCUACUGGGAUCCACAUGAUCAUUGGAGUGUCACAACUACACCAGACUGACUAGCUACCCCAAUUUAUUGAACUACACCAGACUGACUGACUAGAUACCCCCACUUAUACAACUACACAACACUGACUACCCCCACUUAUACAACUACAGUACACCAGACUGACUGACUAGAUACCCCCACUUAUACAACUACAGUACACCAGACUGACUGACUCGAUACCCCCACUUAUACAACUACAGUACACCAGACUGACUGACUCGAUACCCCCACUUAUACAACUACAGUACACCAGACUGACUGACUCGAUACCCCCACAUACAAGUGUAUUGUAAAACACAAGGGAUGCCUAUUUGCCAGUUCUUUGACAAUACAUAACAGAUUCCCAUAUACAUUAUUAAUUUGUGUUAUGUAAAAGAGGCCAAGGGCCAAAAUUAUUUUACAAUGUUCAGAAUUAUUUUGCUUUUGCAAAUCCUUUAACGUGGCAGAAUGUUGAUGUUAAAGCCAAAGACGAGUGUUUUUUAAUUAUAGAAAAAAUAUAAACUCAUUCUAGUUAUGGUGUUUUCAUUAUGUAGUUAUCACACAGAGAAAAAGCUAUUAUAUUUGAUUAUCCUUUAAACAAGUGUCCAGUUCCUAGAAUUUACUGCUAUGAUGUUGUCCUUAACCAUUCACCAAUACAAUUUUAAAAGGUUUAGAUUAUUACUGCCAAACAGCUUUAAUGUAUAUUUGACGUCCCCCUUCCCUCUUGUCAUUGUGUGUAGCAGUCCAUACACAAUGGUUCAGUGUGUUAGAUUACCACAGAAUCUGUAACGAUACAUUGUACAUUUGGAUUAUAUUGAUUUGUUCUUUGUUUUGUUCUAGUGAAGCCGGAAAUUGAAACGAGGAAAGUGAUCCUACGUUAGAAACAUAUAGAAUGGAAACAUUCAACUAUAAAGUCUUAACUAUUAUUUUUGUGUGUAAUGUUCAGUACUGAAGAGUAAGACAGAAAAACGAUAGAUAUGACUACAACAUCAUAUUGCAGCCAUGUAUUCAGAAAUCGAAUUUGUUUGUCAGCUGUCAAUUCCACUUGAUGUGCCUUAAUACAUUUUAUUAAUGCCUCGCACACAAUGUUGAUAAGAAACCACAUACAAGUCAGAUAAGGAAACCAUUUCAAAUCCAAUCAACCACUUUCCCCACUUGAGUAUUGUUCCCCAAAUUGUAUUAUGUACUGAAUAAUGUUGGGGAAUAGAAGUGCUCGGAAUGUGUCUGAAAUCUUGGUACGAUGUAGGUGGGGGGACAAUGACAUUUCCCAUAAAUCUAGAUAUUCUAAUUUUCUGUGCAGUCAACUCCACUCAUUUGUGAUCACUGUUAUUGUCAGUAUCAUACUGUCAGCCCAGUACUCUACUGCACUGUAAACAUGUAAACAGCAGAAUAUUCCUGUCUCCUCUUUUGGAUUGGACUGAUGUAAAGACUUUACUAUCAACAUAAUACUUAGUUCAUCAGGAUAUUUGAGGAGGAUCAUGUAGUCUGUGAUGUUCUAGAUGAAUACAUUGUUUUCAGAGAGAGAGAGAGAGGCCUUGUAGAAAAUAACUAAGACUUGUUUCAUCAGAGUAGAACGAUGAAACUUCCUGAGUAGUUAAUGGGUUACAAUGUUUAUGUAUCUGCAUGUUUAAGUGACAUAGCCUGCCAAUGAAUGUUGCAAAUGCCUUAUGAAAGAUUUUUAUUUCCUCUCUUUUUCUUUUGAGUUUCGAACUGACAUGUAAACAUUACACACUGUGUCAGCGGAGUUCUUUAAGUCCAUUUUCUAAUGGGUACCUUCUAAAGUGCAAUUGUCUUAAGUACAUAUCUUUCCAUGACCACUGUACACUGCUGCUAUCAUAGUGCUUGUUCUAAUACAAAAUAAAUACAACCGAGGAGUCUGCCACACA
Messenger RNA from Oncorhynchus kisutch (coho salmon), 7495 nucleotides. Its product is annotated as oxysterol-binding protein-related protein 6. Gene Ontology annotation, cellular component: nuclear membrane; perinuclear endoplasmic reticulum; cytosol. The transcript is spliced from 22 exons. Gene Ontology annotation, molecular function: cholesterol binding. The record is from RefSeq and is a predicted model, not a curated record. Lineage: Eukaryota; Metazoa; Chordata; Actinopteri; Salmoniformes; Salmonidae. The coding region runs from base 418 to 3138 and encodes 906 amino acids.